This is a messenger RNA of Nerophis ophidion (straightnose pipefish), 7899 nucleotides long. RefSeq lists its product as uncharacterized. The record is from RefSeq and is a predicted model, not a curated record. Bases 4970 to 5656 code for a protein of 228 amino acids. The transcript has 5 exons. Lineage: Eukaryota; Metazoa; Chordata; Actinopteri; Syngnathiformes; Syngnathidae.
CUGUGUGUCGGUUUCAGUCCAUUUAAAAUCAUGAAUACACCUCUCCGUAUUGUUUGCUUCGUCUUUUUAGGUCUCCCGAGCUCCUCAGCGACUAAAGAAAGUCUCCUGAGCUCUUCAGCGACUAAAGAAAAAGCUGAUACCUAAUUUCUUCGCCCUCCCUUGUUUCGGGACGUGAAUCUGGUGGCAGGGGCGCUAGAGUCUCAAUUUUGACAUUUUGUAUUUGGGACCCCAAACAUAUCAAAUUUUUCACCGGACCUUACGCGCCUGCAAAAUUUAUUGAAGGCACGUCAUCGUUGGCAGAGUUGUGUGGCAUCCACUCGCUCUGGUGGUUUUCAUCAUCGCCAGGAAAGGGUUGUCAAUGUGCCUGUACCUGAGGCUUGGGCGUUGCCAGACCAACAAACUCCAUUUAUGAAUUUAAAAGAACACAAAACCAAAAACAGUGGUUUAUGUUCACAAAAUCCACUGCCAAAACUUUAAAAGACUUAGUUUUCACUCCCUGACCAUCUUUACAAUCAGAAAUAAUAUAAAAUGCAUUCAUUUCUAGCUCAGACUGUCAUACAAGUUUAAUAUACUGUACAGUAGUGAUGCCGGUAACUCGUUACUUUAGUCUUAAUAUGACCACGCUUUGUGGUAACGAGUAAUCUGUUUACAUCUGUUUACAAACAAGUAAUCAGAUUAAAGUCACUGUGCAUUAUUAUUUUUGUCAUUUUAGGUUGAUUGGCAACACUAAAUUGGCCCUAGUGUGUGAAUGUGAGUGUGAGUGUUGUCUGUCUAUCUGUGUUGGCCCUGCGAUGAGGUGGCGACUUGUCCAGGGUGUACCCCGCCUUCCGCCCGAUUGUAGCUGAGAUAGGCGCCAGCGCCCCCCGCGACCCCGAAAGGGAAUAAGCGGUAGAAAAUGGAUGAAUGGAUGGAUGGAUGGAUACUUCGCAAAAUGCGACAUGCGACAAGUCACGUUCUUAGCACGAGGACAACUCACGUGUAAAGCGCUGAUCAGACCCAGGGUCCAACUUACGUUUAGGCAAACAGGAAGUUGCGAUUGUAAGGGACCCUAAUGUUAUCAUGACAACGAUAAAUAAAUUUUUUUGUAUUUGAAACAAUUAUUUUAGGGUGGUGCCGCUUAGGCGAUUUUUGUGAAUAAGUACAUGAUCGGCCAUUGCAGAUUAACGUCUUUUUAUGCCGAUCACAAACGAUGAUUCUCUCUGGUUGACAAGCUAGCAACUCAUUGUAUAUCUCCAUACACAGUGGGGAGCUGCUGCCCUAUAAAAAUCACCUCCAUUACGGCACAUAAACUGCAUUUUUUUGUAUGUUACACGUUGAGAGAAGCUAUCUUGAAACAACACCAAUAAAAAGUGCUUAGUAAAGCUAAAGAAGUAUAGAUGGAACUGCGUUACAGCAGAAAGUAAACCGUUGUUAACUGGAAACUAAUAAGUAUAUUAAUAAGAGUCUAGGUAGAUUAUAAUUUUACAACAACUGCUGGUGCGUCAGUAUUGUCUCAGUCAGAACACUAUACUGUAAAUUGGUGGCAUCCUCACCCAAGAUAGUAUCAGUAUGUGAUCGCUACUACAGUGAUCCGAUUGUUCUUUUUUUCUCAUAAUUUUUUUGUUGCUUUGGUUAAUGUUAAUAAUCUCAGGGAAUAAUUCCCUGGACACAGAAGUACUUUGAGGUUAAUACCCAAUGGUUGAGUGAGUAGCAGAUGGUAGUUUUUGCUUUUCUUUAGUUAUCGUGUACUAUUGACUUUGUUUUGCUUAAACACUUUUGUGCAAUAGAAGAGAAUAGGAAACUCUUUUGAAUAUUGUGUUGACAUUAUUAAACUGUCAAUAGAAGUUACCAUAAACAGAUGGAAAAAUGUACAGUUAAUACAUGUGAUCGGCAUUGGUAGUGGCUGAUCUCACUCAUGGAUGAUUGGAAUCGGCAGCAUAAAACCUUAAUGAUCCUUAAAUUAUUCAUAUAUUUUUUCAUAAUUUGUAUGGUUAAAAUACACCAAUAAUAAACCAGUCAUGAUGGUUUUGAAAUACCCCCCUCUCUGCUCACACAAUGGACCAUUUCAUACUAUUGUUGGUGCAGUUUUGAGAUUAAAAAAAAAAUUGCAUUAUUGGAAAUGAAGCGGAUUUACUUAAUCAGAGUGAAGAAUCAGGGAAGGCAAAAAGAAAAGCAUCAGUUUUCAUUUAAACUACUGAAGAUAUCAACCUUUUCCUCAGUGACAGUGAACAUAUGUGAAGCAGAAGUGACGUGUUUCAUCACAAAUAUGGUAACCCAUAUUUAAAACUGAUUAUUAUUUUUGACUUGACUAAUAAAGUGGGGAUAGGUUGAUUGGCAACACUAAAUUGGCCCUGGUGUGUGAUUGUUACUUUUUAAAGGAGUAAUUCAUUAUCAAAUUACUUUUUCAAAGUAACUGGCAACAUUGCUGUACAGUACUACGGUAUAAAGAGAAGUACAUAUUAAAACAAAUUGAAACUAUUACCCUUGCAAUUAAACUUUUGGUUACUUUGUACCCAAUAAAGUUUUAGUAUCAACUAUCAACUUAAUAUGACAUGCUGGGUGUUUGUAAAUGUUUGAAAACAACUACAUGCUAAAAAAAAAUGAACUGAUUAGUGUCAAAGCGCUUUGAGUACUUUGAAGUAGGGCUGGGCGAUCUAUCGAAUGUACUCGAUAUAUCGUGGUUUUGUCUCUAAAAUGACUAUAUUGUGAUAUUCGAGUAUACGUUCUCACGCAGUUGCUUUUAGCUGCGGGCAUUACACUACAGGCGUUUCUCACUCUAUCUUGACUCUUCACAGAGACAUAAAAGAAGUGCACCUUCUUACAUACGUCACAUACUUGUCAUACGCCCUCACGGAGCAGAGACGUAGCGGAAUGGGUAACAUUAGCUGUGAUGCUAGUGGAGCGGUGCAGGUGGUAAUACGAGAAAGAAGGUGCGAAUCUGGUCAAAAAUGGAGGAAGAAUUCACGAGAAAAAAAAGCACAGGAUACAUCGUCUGGCGGUGGUUUGGCUUCAAGCAGGAAUAUGUUGAACAGACAACCGUAAUAUGUUAAGUAAAAGCGUUGUUUCAUAAAGUAGCAUUACUGCUAAUUUGUAGCAUCAUUUAAAAUGUCACCCGCUAGAGAAUGAAGAGUGCUUGAAACUCUGCAUUUCAACAUCUCCGGCCGGUGCCACACCCACAAAAUGCCCAAGCAACCUGCACAUCAACACCAUUUCCACAUCAACACCGUGUGAAAAAAAUAGUCAACAACAGGAGGAGAUGACGUCCGCAGUAACCUACCACAUAGCGAAGGACAUAUACUAUUUGAUUUCCUAUUAUGCAGCUCAUUUUUGUUUGAUAGUUGUUGAAAUAUCAUGUGGGACAUCAUGCACAAAAGUGCACGUUAUUUGUUUUAAAAUAUUGUAGUGGCGUUCUGUAAAAAUAGUGCACUUUAUUUUAGUGUUGUUUUGAUAUGUCAUUUAGUGACAUCAUGCACAAAAGUGCACUAAUAGCUUGUUUUAAAAUGUCUGACGAUCUUGCACUUUCUGUUUUGGAAAUGACAACUGUUUAAUAAAUACAGUUUUGGUAAAUUGAUUUAGUUGUGAUUUCUCUCUCUGCAUGAAAGGUUAAAAGUAGCAUAUAUUAACGUAGUAUCAACAAAAAUGUUUUAAUGUAGACACAUAGAAUCAUCAUACUGGUGUGAUUAUAUGCAUCAAGUUUUAAUUCAAGGUUAUGGCAAAAUAUUGAGAUAUAUAUCGUGUAUCGUGACAUGGCCUAAAAAUAUCGAGAUAUUAGAAGGCCAUACCGCCCAGCCCUACUUUAAAGGUAGAAAAGCGCUAUACCAGUAUAACGCAUUUACCAUUUACUUAGACGGCCCCCAAAAAAUAUCUGUUUCUCAGCUCUGGUUCGUAUGGGCCGCAGCGGUACACCGUUGUAAUACACUUCCACCACUUGUGGCAGUAAUGACAACGUGAAACAAACAAGAAAUCUGGAGCUACUGUCUUAGAGAAGUUUCUUAAGCGUAACAAAUUAUGACUAAAGUGGUGAAACUGUAUUUUCAUUCGCACUUAAAUUUUAUUGACAGUUUAGUUAAGAAACAUAUUCAUUUUGAAAUUUGUAUAUUUAUUUUAGCACAACAUAAUUGUGUGUAAAUGUGUUUUUGUCAGUUGAGUCCCCUACUAUGUUUAUGUUUUUAAUCAGCCUGACCUAGGCCUAGAGUAUAUGUGUUAAAUAAAUACCGUAUUUCCUUGAAUUGCCGCAGGGCAUAUAGUAUGCGCCUGCCUUAAAUUACUGCCGGGUCAAACUCGCUUCGCAAAAUAAUUAGCGCAUGCUUAGUAUUACCGCCUGGUCAAACUCGUGACGUGACGAUUGACACUUCCCCUGUCAUCAUUUUCAAAAUGGAGGAGGCUGAUUUCAAUACCGGUAAUUUGAAAUCGCAUAAAUGGAAGAAGAUUAAGAGCUAUUCAGUAGGAUUUAAGGUCCAAGCUUACAUCACACUCAAAUUUUUACUGCAUGCCUUUGGUAAGUGCCAGAGUGAGAAGAGGUUUUAAAAUACUUAGCGCGUGCUUACUUUUACCACAUGCCUUUGGUAAGCGCAGGAGUGAGGAGAGGUUUUAAAUUAAUUAGUGCCCCGGCGGUGUGACGCUUUGCUGGCAUCGUGGUGUGGUUCUUGUUCGCUCGUGGAGGCAAUUUAAGUAGGACACAGCGUGAAGGUAAGAAUGAUGAUUUAUUUAACUAUAAAAACGAGUUAAGAACCAAAACACUUGCACGAAGGCACUUCAAACAAAACCAACAGAAAGCGUUAGCAUGAACUAGGGACAAACAACAGAAUAGUGUGGAAGCUAAAGUACACAAAAGUAAUUACCACAAUGCGGGGAGAGUGACGUCACCUGUUGAAUGGAAGCAAAUGAGAAUCCGAGACCGAAUGGCAAACAAAGGCAGGCUUAAAUAAGGAGAUAAUCACAGAGCAUGUGCGUGAGAAAAACAAACGGCAGGUGACACAAAUACGUAACUAUGGCAAGGGAGGAGGAAGCGCCCUGCAAGGAGGACGACCUGGGCACGGCCACAUCCGUGACCGACGUGAAGGCGGAUGCGCCCGGCAAGGAGGACGACCAGUACAUGGCCACAUCCGUGGCCGACGUGGAGUUGGAUGCACCCGGCGAGGAGGACGGCCAGGGCACGGCCACGUCCGUGGCCGACGUGGAGGUGGGCGCAUCGGCCGCAUCGUCAUGGCGGGCUUGGAAGCUGCAGACAAAGAAGGUGUGGGUACUGCACCCAAUGCAGACCCGAGUGCAGCAGGCGAAGACGGUGCGGGUGCUACAGCCAAAGCAGGUGGCGUCGUCGUGGAGACAGGCGGCGUCAUCGUGGAAACAGGCGCUGGAACAGCAGACGAAGCCAGCGCUGGAGCUUGGAGCGUCAGCCGAGGAGCAGGAACUGGUGCUGACGCCAGCCGAGGUGCAGGCACUGGUGCCAGCCGAGGAGCAGGGACUGGUGUCAGCCGGGGAGCAGGCACUGGUGUUAGCCGGGGUGCAGGCACUGGUACCAGCCGGGGUGCAGGUAUUGGUACCAGCCGGGGUGCAGGUACUGGAGUGGAAUCCAGCAUUGUGUCAGGUGCUGGAGUGUGAUCCAGCACAGAGUCCGGUGCUGGAGUGGAAUCCAGCAAAAAGUCAGGUGCUGGAGUGGGAUCCAGACCUGGACUAGGACUCUGACUAAGACUAGGACUAAGACUAAGACUUGGACUAAGACUGUGACUAAGACUGUGACUAAGACUGUGACUAAGACUAUUACUAAGACUCAGACUAAGACUGUGACUAGGACUGUGACUCGGAGUCAGACUAGGAGUUAAACUGGCACUGUGACUAGGACUAGGACCAGGACUCGGACUGUGACGUGGGCCAGGACUCGGGCUAGGACUCGGGCUAGGACUCGGGCUAGGACUCGGGCUAGGACUUGGGCUUGGACUAGGGCUAGCUACAGGUGCUGCUAGCCGUGGUGCCAGUGGAGGCGGCCUAGGAGGUGGUAGAGGUUUAGCAGGCCGAAAUAUCGGUGGAAGAGGAAGCGCAGGAGGUUGCGGUCUGGCGGGACGAAAGACAGGUGGAGGAGGUUUUGUUGGAGGUUGAGGCUUGGCUGAGCGCAGCUGUGCUACAUCCGUAGCACCGCUACCAGCACUAGCCCCCCCCUCAAAAAGCGGAUGCCAGGCACGCUCCCCGCAGUCUGAAACUACCUCUAGGGGUGGGUGGAGGCAGGUACAGAAAGAGGUAGACAGGGUGGGAACAAAAUUAACUGGGGGCGGGGCCAAAGUCACAGGUGGUGGGGUUUCAGAAAACAAAGACUUAUAUUGGAACUGAAAACAAAUGUCUUUAAGAAGCGUGAUGGCUUCAUUUAAGUCCACUGUGGACGACUGAGGGAGUGCAUGUUUUAAAAAAAAAUUCCUCAUCUCCACUCUCCUCGGGAGACGUCGGAGGAGUGACGUCACGACUGGAGUACCCGUGACUAACAGGCCAGUCGGAGGAGUGAAAAGAGGGACCAAAAAAAAGCAUUACCAGAUGUGUAGGGUGAGUUCUGGACGGGUUGGAGGUGGCUGUGUACUGGAGAGAGUGAUGGCGGGGUUAGCGUGUCUUGAUCACGAGGCAAAGCCUUCCUCUGCAACUUCCGCCCUCGCUGACGAGUGCGCGCAGGGCGAGAGGGUACAUUGUCGUGCCAAGAGGAGUCGAGUGGAGCUUGGAGACGUCCAGGCUCCCAGAUCAUCUCUGGCGUGUAGCGAAAUGUCCCUGCUUCCACUGCUUGGGCUAUCCUCCCCGUAAGCACAUCAAAGUCCUCUAUCUUUGAUGCGAAAGAACGUCCGUUUGCUCGGAUUCUCCUGUGAUGCUUGGUGGGCAUCGCGGUGCGUGUUUGCGUUCUCUCGUGGAUGCAAGCGGAAUGGAACACAGCGUGAAGGUAAGAAUGAUGAUUUAUUUAACUAUAAAAACGAGCUAAGAACCAAAACACUUGCACGAAGGCACUUCAAACAAAACCAACAGAAAGCGCUAGCAUGAGUUAGGGACAAACAACAGAAUAGCGUGGAAGCUAAAGUACACAAAAGUAAUUACCACAAUGCGAGAAGAGCGACGUCACCUGUUGCAUGGAAGCAAAUGAGAAUCCGAGACCGAAUGGCAAACAAAGGCAGGCUUAAAUAAGGAGAUAAUCACAGAGCAGGUGCAUGACAAAAACAAACGGCAGGUGACACAAAUACGUAACUAUGGCAACGGAAACAAAACAGGAAGUGCCACCAGGAACUAAGGAAGUCGAAUACUAAACAGAUGUGAUACAAAAUAGAACAAAAACCAGAAUAUGCCAUGAUCCGAGUGGCGGAUCAUGACAGGCGGCAAUUCAAGGAAAUACGGUAAUAAUCAUGGUUACAUAUCAUUUGACAGUGUUGUAAACUGUAAGAAGGUUGGUUAUAAUUCCAUCUAUCCAUCCAUUUUUUACCACUUGUCCCUUUUGGGGUCGCGGGGGUGCGGGAGCCUAUCCCAGCUGCACUUGUAAUUUUAUAUAAAUCAAAUUCAAGGGUAAGAUGACUAAUUCAAUGUUAAUAUUUGAGUGUGUCCAGGCACCAGCUGUGUAGUGUAAAAGUUGGGCCUCGUGGACAAAAAGAUUAAGAACCCCUUCCCUGCACUAAUGAACAUUAAUAAAAAACACCAAGAGUUGUAGCAAAUAUUAUGUUCCCCUUUGUAAAUAAUAUAAUAAUGUCUACAGAAAAAAUACCAUGAUAUCUAAUCCACAACUGAAUUUUAUUUAUGUAAACACAUUUGAAGCAUACGUUCUUCUGGAGUGAACUAUUUGACUGUUUUUUUCAUGCUGCUGGCAUAAUUGUGAUAUGUUGGGCGACGUGACUCUACAAGACCCAGGGUCUUCCAAACCUUUCCCGCACGUUUGUAUUGCUGUACAAUAAACAUUAUUUUUUU